GCGAUGAAACUACAACUCAAAGUGACUAUAGUCACUUUGCUAGAACUAAUGCUGUAUCCUUGAUAAGACAAUCAUAUGGCGAACGACGGCCUCUCGACCUGAAACAGCCACGGUACUCUGAGGAGAAUUAGACUAAUGUUAGAAUGUUACACAUUCAGACAUUGGAGUUCAGUUCAGGAAAAAACUCGUUCCUUGACUCGUUUUCCAGUUUUCUGAGGUUUGGUUGCGAAAUUAAGGUCAUUUUUUGGUAUUUUUUAAGUUGAUAGCAGCCAAAAAAAAAGACAGAAUAUUUUUUUAAUUUUGAAUUGGACUAGGCUUAUAUAAGUGUUUUUCAUGUCAAAAGUCUGAAAGUAGCACAAUGUCUACACAAAUGAACCAACGGAAUUUUAAUUCGACAGUGCAAGAGACUUUAAAAAGGCUUGAUAUAUUUUUCGUCUCUCAGAGCACUCUUGCUGCCAGUAAUAUGUAUGCCGAUAAAGAUGCUUUGAUAGCUCAUGUCGACCAAGUUUUGUUUACACCAAAGGAAACAAAAAAGAGCAAAAACUCUCAUCUGAAUGAGCUUGAUUUAGCAAACGAAAUUUGUACUUUUUGUUCGAGGCAGAAAACUGAGUAUGUAAGAUAUUGUGUUUUUGAUACUCUAUUUUCAAUGACAAGGUCAACAGCUAAGGAUUACAGGCGUCAAAUACUUGUUAUAAGCACUUCAUUAGCAAUUGCCUUAAAAUUAUCAGCUGUAUUAGAAUGUGCAGCACUGUGGCUUGCUACGACAACAAAAGAACAUGCAAUAUAUGUGGCUUCUCAACUAGAAGAAGAUUUCUGCUCAGUUAUGCCUGAGAGUUCAUCAGAAGUAAAAUUGUGCAAUACAAUAUGUGAAAAAUUUUGCUGCAUGUUGAUGACAGUAUAUUGCACGAAAUAUACAAUGAAAGACCCGAGUAACGAUGUUAACAAAGUUGUGUCAUAUCCAUCACAAAUUCUACUUGAUAUCAUACAACAUUGGGUAUCACAAAAUCCUAAAAUAUGCUUUUGCGUAAUUCAAAAAGUAGAUCAGCUUUGGCACACUGUGUUGACAACAACUCGCACAGCAAAAAACUCUAUAUCACUAUCUCCACUUGCCGGAUUAAUUCAGUGGUGUGCGAAACUUCCAUUUGCUCCAGAGAUUGAAACAGAGCAAAGGAGCACAUUUGUUAAAGAAGAAUAUACAAAGCUUCAAUCCAGGCUGCAUUUCGGAGUUCUUACUGCUAUAUUAUCAUCUCAAGAUUGCUUGAAAGUCAUGCAGCAGGGGGUUCUCGGCAAGGAAAGCGAUUUUCAAUUGUGGGGAAAAUCAGAUGCCCAUUUACUGGUUGGAAGUUUGCUUGCUUAUGGAGCUGAUAGCCCAGAUCCAAAGAACAUUACUCUGUCAAUUGACAGAUUUUCACAAAUAUCCCAAAUUGCUAUGACUUCCCAUAUUCUCACAAUUACAAAAGAACAAUUCCAGAGUUUAACUGAUCCACUUCCUAAAACAAAACUUUUAGAGAUUGUUGCUUAUGGACCUGAGAGAAAGCCAUCCAUAGAUGAUGUUCACAUGAGUUAAUGGUGAAGUUGUGACUAACUACAUAGCUGUGUUUCGGUUUUCAUAUUAUCGUUUUUACCCUAUUUUCAUAAAUCACAGUAUCGGUAAUAGUAUUUUAUAUUUUAAUUACAUGUUCUUCUGGGGUCAGUAGUGAAACUAGUGGAUAGGAUUUACAUAUUUAUCCCAGGGGAGAGAAAGCCGAUGAGACGGCUCAAUCAUAUGACCUCUCGUCCGAUUACCAGUCCAUGUCGGGUAUGGGAUUACUUUGCCAGUUAUUUGUUUUCGGAAGCAUGGACUUGAUGGUGGAGGAAGUCGUAACUGACCAGCGGUUACAUGAACCACCCUACGGCGGCGAGGAGUCCAGCAAUCCUCUCACUCUUAACCAUCCCAUAUGCCGCCAGGUCGUUCUAUAUAUGUUCUAACCAAUGUCCCAGAAGCUGUGAAAAUUUCCAGUAAAUUAUUGUACUAAUAAUAGUUUCAAUAUUAUGGGUAUGAGUAACAGAACUUGAUAGCAGAAUUUUUAGCUUGGUCACUUUGUUA
Styela clava is the source of this 2086-nucleotide messenger RNA. The record is from RefSeq and is a predicted model, not a curated record. Lineage: Eukaryota; Metazoa; Chordata; Ascidiacea; Stolidobranchia; Styelidae.